Bipolaris sorokiniana ND90Pr is the source of this 1794-nucleotide messenger RNA. RefSeq lists its product as uncharacterized. Lineage: Eukaryota; Fungi; Ascomycota; Dothideomycetes; Pleosporales; Pleosporaceae. The coding region runs from base 1 to 1794 and encodes 597 amino acids. The transcript has 2 exons. The record is from RefSeq and is a predicted model, not a curated record.
AUGGCUCCUCGUGGUAGCUCUAAGAUUGAGAAAACUCACAGCAAAGGCGAUAAAAGCACUGCAAAAGCAUUAGAGCAGCAUGAGGCUAUGCUUACAAAGCUAGAAGAAGAAAAAGAAGACUUAGACAAUGAGGUAUACCAGGGCAUGUAUACUGAAGAACACCAGGCAAAACAGAAUGCGGUCGAAACACAAUUGCAGAAGUACACUAGUGCCGCAUCCCAAGUGAAUGUCAAAAAAGGACCUAUACCUGAAUCUACUGAACCAAUGAACCUAGAUGACGCUGAGCAAAUGGCUAAGAAGGAAACAUCGGCCACUAAUCCAGCUGCUACCCAGCCAGAUGUAGCAACUCACGCGCUAGACCCUAAGAAGACAUAUGCAGGCGAUCAACAACAGUCAUCAGGAUAUGGUGAAAUGAAAAAAGAGCUUAUUGAUAAUCUCAAUAUGAAAUGGGACAUCGAUGUCAAUGACUCUCGUGGAGAGUCUUCAAUGCAGCAUCUACCCAAAGAAGUGUUCGGCCAUAUCAUGAAAAGUUCUCGGACUCGCUACUGUGUUCGAUAUGGAUCCAAGGAGGGUCUAAGCGCUCGUUUUGAAUCAAUUCUUCCAAAUGCGUCUGACUAUAACCAAGAAAGAGACGUUACCCAAGGUAGCGAUCGCAUUGUUGAGAAGAUUGUGCAACAUCAUAGAGAUAACAAAACGGCGCUUCCGAUGCAUAUACUUAGCCAGGUCAAGGUUCUAGUAGUGUACUGGGACUCUAAAAGGGGCGUUGGACACGAAGCUGAGGUUGAGGUAUUAGCGCCUGAUUUCAAAGAAAGACGACCACACACCCGCUGUUUCAUUUGGCUUGACCCUCAACUCUAUUCAGAAUAUAAACUUAACAAUCAAUCAGGCUGGAGUCACGAAACUAGGACAACGAUCAAACUCGUCAUGGACGGAAUCGACGACCGGGAAAAAUCCAUCGCUCUGUAUAACAUUGCUGUUGAUCUUGAAAAUAAGUUUGAAGAAAGGUGGAUGAGCCAUAUUCCAGGCAGACCUGAGCCCCUCAGUAAGCUGAUAUACGAGAGAAAAGCGGUGUCCCGCCGGACUAAGCAGCCGGUUACUACCACUGAACCAUUAGUACGCCCAACGCCUAUGAAGCCUCCAGUCCUACACCGUCAGCCUACACCUCUAGUAAAGCCACAACAGGAGCAGACCCCUAUUAAAACAGAACCAGGAAUGUCACCCAGGGAUCAGUUUCACAAAGACUUCUUAGAACUCUUUGAUUUACCAGAAGAUUAUACUUAUUACUUUCUUUUUGGAGAUAAAAUUAUGGCAUUUCCACCAGGAUUUAGAAUGAUUGCAGGUGAUGCUAGUAGAAAAAACGUCUUUGUUCCACCUCCAGACAUACCACAAUCUCUGUGGGGUCCAGAAGAGAAAGCACCAAAAUCACUGGCGGAAAAGGCCAUUGGAUUUAAUUGCCUAAAUUAUAGUGGUGCUGCUGAAGGGGCUUUAAGUCGACACUUACUUCCAAAUAAGUCAUUCAUUGAUUCAAACUGCGCCGAUGGCCUUCGCCUCGAGCUGAUGUUUCCAUCAUGUUGGGAUGGUAUUUCUCUUGAUGCUAACGACCACAAGUCUCAUGUAGCCUAUCCAGAUCUUGUUAUGGAAGGUACAUGUCCUCCAGAUUACGAGACUCGAAUUCCAGCUCUAUUUUUUGAAACGAUUUGGGACACCUCUGUCUUCCGUAACGCCUCUGGGCAAUUCCUACUUAGUAAUGGUGACCAAGCAGGUACGAAGAGGUGUUUGUUGAUAAAACCCUAA